Macaca mulatta (Rhesus monkey) is the source of this 3161-nucleotide messenger RNA. NCBI's taxonomy places the organism in Eukaryota, Metazoa, Chordata, Mammalia, Primates, Cercopithecidae. The record is from RefSeq and is a predicted model, not a curated record.
UUCUUCCCCUAUUUCCCUGCAUUUCUCCUCUGUGCUCACUGCCACACACAGCUCAGCCUGGACUGCCCAGUCAGGUGUCACGUGCGUCUCUGCUGGUCUGAGUCUGCCUGCAGCAUGGACCCGUGUCUUCCCUGAAGCAUCUCCAGGGCUGAAGAGAUGACUGCCAUGGCCUUCGUGAAGUGAGGACAAACCAGACAGACAGUGGCUGGGGGUCAGGAAACACCCCAUUUCUGUCUGAACUGUCUACAGAGGGUCUGGUGCCUGCCCCCACCUCAGCUCUAAAGGAAUGAGAGCCAGGCUCCUGGGAAGGGCAGUUCCACUUCCUGUGUGUCUGCAGAUGACAAAACUCCAUGAGAAGAAUGACCCAGACUCUGAGUGUCCACACCCUGUGUGUCUCUCUGUCCUGCCAGCACUGGGGGCUCAACCAUCCGCAGAGCAGAGCAGUGGGAGGAGACGCCAUGACCCCCAUCCUCACGCUCCUGAUCUGUCUCGGGCUGAGUCUGGGCCCCAGGACCCACGUGCAGGCAGGGACCCUUCCCAAGCCCACUCUCUGGGCUGAGCCAGGGUCUAUGAUCAGCGAGGGGAGUCCUGUGACCCUCAGGUGUCAGGGGAGCCUUCAGGUUCAGGAGUAUCGUCUAUAUAAGGAAAAAAAACCAGCAUCCUGGGUUAGACGGAUACAACAAGAGCUUGUCAAGAAGGGCUAUUUCGCCAUUGCAUCCAUCGCCUGGGAACACACAGGGCAGUAUCGCUGUCAGUAUUACAGCCACAGUUGGUGGUCAGAGCCCAGUGACCCCCUGGAGCUGGUGGUGACAGGAGCCUACAGCAAACCCACCCUCUCAGCCCUGCCCAGCCCUGUGGUGGCCUCAGGAGGAAACGUGACCCUCCGAUGUGGCUCACAGGUGGCAUUUGAUAGCUUCAUUCUGUGUAAGGAAGGAGAAGAUGAACACCCACAAUGCCUGAACUCUCAGCCCCGUCCCCGUGGCUGGUCCUGGGCCGUCUUCUCCGUGGUCCCCGUGAGCCCGAGUCACAGGUGGUCGUACUGGUGCUAUGGUUAUGACUCACGCUCUCCCUAUGUGUGGUCUUUACCCAGUGAUCUCCUGGAGCUCCUGGUCCCAGGUGUUUCUAAGAAGCCGUCACUCUCAGUGCAGCCGGGUCCUGUCGUGGCCCCUGGGGAGAGUCUGACCCUCCAGUGUGGCUCUGAUGCUGGCUAUGAUAGAUUCUCUCUGUAUAAGGAGGGGGCAUGUGACUUCCUCCAGCGCCCUGGCUGGCAGCCCCAGGCUGGGCUCUCCCAGGCCAACUUCCUCCUGGGCCCUGUGAGCCGCUCCCACGGGGGCCAGUACAGAUGCUACAGUGCACACAACCUCUCCUCCCAGUGGUCGGCCCCCAGUGACCCCCUGGACAUCCUGAUCGCAGGACAGAUCCCCGACAGAUCCUUCCUCUCGGUGCAGCCGGGCCCCACGGUGGCCUCAGGAGAGAACGUGACCCUGCUGUGUCAGUCACACGGAUGGAUGCACACUUUCCUUCUGACCAAGGAGGGAGCAGCUGAUCCCCCUCUGCGUCUAAAAUCAAAGCGCCAAUCUCAUAAGUACCAGGCUGAAUUCCCCAUGAGUCCUGUGACCUCAGCCCAUGCAGGGACCUACAGGUGCUACGGCUCACGCAGCUCCAACCCCCACCUGCUGACUCACCCCAGUGAGCCCCUGGAGCUCGUGGUCUCAGGAGCAGCUGACACCCUCGGCCUGUCACAAAACAAUUCAGACCCCAAGACUGCCUCACACUCCCAGGAUUACACAGUGGAGAAUCUCAUCCGCAUGGGCAUGGCUGGCUUAAUCCUGGUGGUCCUCGGAAUUCUGCUAUUUAAGCCUCAGUACAGCCAGAGAAGCCUCCAAGAUGCAGCCAGGAGGUGAACAGGAGAGAGAAGAAUGCACCCUUCAGAGUGUUGGGGCCUUAGGAACAGAUCUGAUGAUCCCAGGAGGUUCCAGGAGACAAUUUAGGACCAAUGGUAUCUGGACUGUCUGCCGAUCAUUUCCAGAAGGAGGAAUCAGUGUUGGAUUGCAGAGACAUUUUCCGGCGUGAUCUGGCAAUAUACAGCAGAUAACAUGUGAUACCUUUCCUCUCUAUUAAUGUUGACUUCCCUUGGUUGGAUCCCCUUCUUUUCCCACCCCCAGACAUGAGGCUACAUUCCACACGGCAGCGUUGGGUCCACAGCUCUGCACACCUGCGUGCUCUGGUCCAUGGCGCGUAACACAGUCUUCUUUAUUCCUCAUUGCCACACUCCCUGGUGUGCUUUACUGAGCCUCCAUCUCUUCAGUUCAGAGUUCCAAACACGCUUCAGUAACUAAAUCAAUGGGGAAAUAUCGGAUUUCCACCAGGAAAAGAUAAAUCCACCCUGAUGCCCUGACACCCUCUCUGAACCCUGUGAGCCCUUCCCUCCUUCUCAGAUGCUACCUGUGCAGCUUCUCCUCAGAUCAUUGUGUCACCAUCACUGCCAUCCUGUUCCACACAUUGUCAUCACCCUACACCCAGUCAGCAGCCACUCCCCAUUCCUUCUUCCCUCCAGCACCUGCUAACCACGAGUGUGCUUUCUGUCUCUAUGGGUUUGCCUAUUCUUGCUGAAAACUUUUCAAUCUGCCUAUGAUCUGUGAGCCCCUCACUUCGAGAUUUCCUGCCUUUCCAGGCAGAACCAAAGUACACCAUGUCAAAAGCAAUGAUAGGCAUUUGCAGUGCGUUCGUGAUCCACGAAAGGAAAAUCACAGAAGUAGGAUAGAAAUCCAGCUGCAGACAAGACCUCAGGUCAAUGAAUCUUGUCAAGCAGUUGAACUGUUUCUUUCUACUCACCUAGGACAGUCAGACAGAAGUAUGCAAAAUGACUGGGGCUGAUUCUUUUCUGAAUUGUCCCAAAACAGCAAGACGACUUGGGUCCUAGCACUAAAGAGUUCAACAUGUCUAGGUCAAAGACCGCUGUUGUGUUGGAAGGAUGUAAAACCCUGCUGCACAGGACAGAAUGUUUGGAGGGAGGAUCCUGAGAAACACGAGGGAUCAAAUAGUCCUGAACUUUCUAGGGCAAAGGGAGCAGCCAUUUGCCAUCUACCGUGUAAAAUAAUGAAAUCUUAUCAUUCACCCUCUACUGUCUAGAAUAAAGAAAUCUUAUCGUUUGCCAACUA